Sporothrix brasiliensis 5110 is the source of this 870-nucleotide messenger RNA. RefSeq lists its product as uncharacterized. The coding region runs from base 1 to 870 and encodes 289 amino acids. NCBI's taxonomy places the organism in Eukaryota, Fungi, Ascomycota, Sordariomycetes, Ophiostomatales, Ophiostomataceae. The record is from RefSeq and is a predicted model, not a curated record. The transcript has a single exon.
AUGGAGAAUGGCGAGGGCGAGUUUCUCGGAGUGGAUGAUCUUCUUAUCUCGUGGGCCCUGGACGAGGGAAUCAUCUCUCGGACUGAAGACAACACUUAUCGCCUCUGCAACCCCAUGGGUAGUGGGACUGGUGGCGGAAGCAACGGAAACGGUGGAAACAUGAGCAACAGCGGUGUCAGCAGUAACGCCAAUGCCAAUUCCAACAGCAGCAAUAAUGGAAAUGGUAGCGGAAACAACUGGAGUACAGCCACUACGGUCAACACUGUUGACACCAGCAGCAACGAUAAUAUGAGUCGGAAUGGAAACAUCGACCUUGGCACCAACGACGACAACUCUCUUCCACCAAGUACGAAUGCAGACGGUGCCAAAGACAACGCCUCUCCUCAAAUAUCAGUCGUAAACCCCGUCACCGACACGAACGGCUUGCCUCCUCAGCAAACCGACAAGCUGACCAUGCCUCCAACGCCACCCCAGCCAACAACCCAGCUCCAACCCAGCUCAGCUGAGAAGUCAGUAAAGGAGACCGAGAAACCAGCAAGGAGUCCAACGAAAGAGGUCGUGUCAACGGCAAAUGAGAAUGCGAGUACUCCGAAUACUGUCAGUACUGUGGAUAAUGCUGCUAUUGCUGCAGUAGAUACCCUAACUGCUGCUGCUGCUGCUGCCAUUAGCAGCCUUAGCGAAGACAAACAGGUCGGUAACAUUCGCCCACCGAGUGGGGCGGAUUCCGGGGAGAAGCCUGUCGCAGCAUCGAAGAUUGAAGAUCUCUCAGGGCUUCAGUCUAUCACAGUGGCUGCUAUUGCGGCAGCAGCUGCUUUGCAACAGCAUGAGAACGAGGAAAACACAAACGGCGCCAUGGAUGUGGACGGCUAA